UUGGCUGUAAACUUUCAGUCUUGAGCUGGAUUUUCUCCUCUGCCGUGACCGCUUCCGGCUCGUUAAAGGGAGACGGUCCAGGUUGCCCCCAGAUUGGGCUACAUUCAAACCAAUGACCAGGAGCUAGUGGGAGCGGUUGCCUCUUGUCAAUUUCACUCCUCCGUUCUUUCCCCUCGUUCGCUUAGUUUCUUUCUUUCCCAGCAAAUAGCAGCUCAGCCCAAGAGUAUUUUCAAUUGUUCUUGGACCUCUCAGGGUUACUUCUCUCCCCCCCCCCGGCGCCCCCUUGGCUAAGUGGCUAAGGCAGCCCCCUAGCCUGCAGGAGUACUGGCCAUGCAGAGCCCUUCCGCGCAACAGCCCUAGUGCUCGCCCGCCCUGGAGAGCCUGGCAGGGGCGGGCAGCUCCGCGCUAUGCCCAGCUGCCGGACGCUCCCCUGAGACGCUGGCAGGUAGCUUGGGCUGCCGCCUGGCCCCGGGCAAAGAUCAGCGCCCCGGAGGGCCCCGCUAUGCGGUCCCUGAACAUCACCCCCGAGCAGUUCGCCCGGCUGCUGCGGGAGAAUAACGUGACUCGGGAGCAGUUCAUCGCGCUCUACGGGCUGCAGCCGCUGGUCUACAUCCCGGAGCUGCCCGGCCGCACCAAGCUGGCCUUCGUGCUCGUCUGCGUGCUCAUCUUCGCCCUGGCGCUCUUUGGCAACUGCCUGGUGCUCUACGUGGUGACCCGCAGGAAAGCCAUGAGGACCGUCACCAACAUCUUCAUCUGCUCCCUGGCGCUUAGCGACCUGCUCAUCGCCUUCUUCUGCGUGCCCUUCACCAUGCUCCAGAACAUUUCCUCUAAUUGGCUGGGGGGUGCGUUUGCUUGCAAGAUGGUACCGUUUGUUCAAUCUGCUGCUAUUGUUGCUGAGAUUCUCACAAUGACCUGCAUUGCUGUGGAAAGGCAUCAGGGAAUUGUGCAUCCAUUAAAAAUGAAAUGGCAGUACACCAACAGAAGAGCUUUCACAAUGCUGGGAAUAGUCUGGUUGCUGGCAGUUAUUGUUGGGUCACCUAUGUGGCAUGUACAGCGACUGGAGAUUAAAUAUGACUUUCUGUAUGAAAAAGAGUUUGUUUGCUGCUUAGAAGAGUGGACCAGUGCUGUUCACCAAAAGAUAUAUACCACCUUCAUUCUUGUCAUACUAUUCCUUCUUCCACUGAUGCUGAUGCUUCUGUUGUACAGUAAGAUUGGUUAUGAACUCUGGAUUAAGAAACGAGUGGGAGAUGCUUCAGUUCUUCAAACCAUUCAUGGGAAUGAAAUGUCUAAGAUAUCAAGGAAGAAGAAGCGAGCAAUCGUUAUGAUGGUGAUGGUGGUGGUUUUAUUUGCAGUCUGCUGGGCCCCUUUCCAUGUAAUUCACAUGAUGAUAGAAUACAGUAAUUUUGAAAGUGAGUAUGAUGACGUCACAAUCAAGAUGAUCUUUGCUAUUGUUCAGAUCAUUGGGUUUUUCAAUUCCAUUUGUAACCCUAUGGUAUAUGCCUUUAUGAACGAGAACUUCAAGAAAAAUUUCCUCUCUGCAAUCUGCUUUUGUAUUGUCAAGGAAAACCCAUCCCCUUCGAGGCGACUUGGAAACUCAGGGAUUACCAUGAUGCAGCAAAAGGCACGUCUUUCUCUAGGAGAGCCCACUGCUUUAGAGGAGGCCAGGAGAGAAGCAUUCAGUGAUGGCAACAUUGAAGUCAAAUUCUGUGAUCAGCCAGCUGCAAAAAAGAAUACAAAAAGGCACCUUGCUUUGUUUGCCUCUGAACUCACUGUGCACCCUGCAUUAGAGAAUGGACACUAGCAUCAUGAACAGAAGAGAAUUGCUUCCUAUAUUUGAUAUAUUUCAACAAACCAUUUUGUUUUAUUUUCUACUUUGCACA
Molecule: messenger RNA, 1880 nt
Organism: Malaclemys terrapin pileata
Lineage: Eukaryota; Metazoa; Chordata; Testudines; Emydidae
Gene: QRFPR
Product: pyroglutamylated RFamide peptide receptor
Exons: 6
Coding region: 503-1801 (432 amino acids)
Biological process (GO): G protein-coupled receptor signaling pathway
Cellular component (GO): membrane
Molecular function (GO): peptide binding; neuropeptide Y receptor activity
Source: RefSeq, a predicted model, not a curated record